Molecule: messenger RNA, 684 nt
Organism: Macrobrachium nipponense
Lineage: Eukaryota; Metazoa; Arthropoda; Malacostraca; Decapoda; Palaemonidae
Product: jerky protein homolog-like
Exons: 2
Coding region: 1-684 (227 amino acids)
Cellular component (GO): nucleus
Molecular function (GO): DNA binding
Source: RefSeq, a predicted model, not a curated record
AUGAAGCUUGAGGAGAAGGUAAAACUUCUCGAUAUGUUGAAGGAAGGCAAAAGUUACGCAGAAUGCCAUUUUAGCCUGAAUGAGAGUACUGUAAGGUACAUCAGGAAGAAAGAGACGGAGAUACAUAUGGCUGUUUUGACUGCUAAGGAAUGCAACGAUGUACAGGCACAGGAAGGUGAUGAUGCAGGGGAAUUAGAAUUCUUCAGCUUUGAUGAACCUGCAUCAGAAGAAGAAAAAGAGGAGGAAGAGCCACAAGCAGGACCAUCGUCAGUUCCUCAAGGUUUUCAGAGGCUGUUCUGUCUGAAGAGUGUGUCUGUGCAUGGGGAAGCAGCAUCUGCUGAUACAGAAACAGCUGCAAAAUAUCUGGAGCCCUUCAAGAAACUAAUUGAGCAGAGGGGAUACCAUCCACAACAGGUGUUCAACAUGGACAAGACUGGCCUGUUUUGGAAGAAGAUGCCGUUCUGGAUAUACCUCAUGAAGGACAAAGCCAAAGCCUCUAGAUUCAAGGCCCAAAAUGAUACGGUUACUUUCCUAACGUGUGGGAAUGCAGAUGGCCUCAUGCUGAAACCAGGCCUCAUUUACAAGCCUGCAAACCCCAGGGCCCUCAAUAAUAAGAACACGCAUUUGCUCUGUGUUUUGGAUACACAAACCUACGGCCUGGAUCACCAAAGUCCUUACAUCUAA